Molecule: messenger RNA, 1849 nt
Organism: Populus euphratica (Euphrates poplar)
Lineage: Eukaryota; Viridiplantae; Streptophyta; Magnoliopsida; Malpighiales; Salicaceae
Product: hydroxymethylglutaryl-CoA synthase-like
Exons: 12
Coding region: 204-1598 (464 amino acids)
Biological process (GO): acetyl-CoA metabolic process
Molecular function (GO): hydroxymethylglutaryl-CoA synthase activity
Source: RefSeq, a predicted model, not a curated record
UUGUUGCGAGUCUCCUCACCCUGCUCUCAAACAAUCAUUUUAAGAAUAUUUUACAGGAGAACAAGGAAGCCAAGCCUCUUUUUUUUAAGCAAUACAUCGAGAAAGAGAGAGGUUUUGGUGGUUUUGGGUUCUUGGUUUUUUGGUUGAAGUUUCUCGAUUUGUAGAAUUGUUUGUUCCUUAAGGAAUUUAAAGAAAAUCCAGGAAUGACAAAGAAUGUGGGGAUUCUCGCUAUUGAUAUCUACUUCCCUCCUACCUGUGUUCAACAGGAAGCCUUAGAGACCCACGAUGGUGCAAGCAAAGGGAAAUACACAAUUGGACUUGGACAAGAUUGCUUGGGAUUUUGUACAGAAGUGGAAGAUGUUAUCUCAAUGAGUUUGACAGUUGUUAGUUCACUUCUCGAGAAGUACAAUGUUGAUCCAAAACAAAUUGGUCGCCUAGAAGUUGGCAGUGAGACCGUUAUUGACAAGAGCAAAUCCAUCAAGACCUUCUUGAUGCAAAUCUUUGAGAAAUGUGGAAACACUGACAUUGAAGGCGUUGACUCAACUAAUGCAUGCUAUGGAGGAACUGCUGCUUUAUUCAACUGUGUCAAUUGGGUUGAGAGUUGCUCAUGGGAUGGACGAUAUGGGCUUGUUGUGUGUACUGACAGUGCGGUCUACGCAGAAGGACCUGCCCGACCUACUGGAGGAGCUGCUGCCAUUGCCAUGCUAAUCGGUCCAGAUGCACCUAUUACUUUUGAAAGCAAAUUUAGGGGGAGUCACAUGUCUCAUGCCUAUGAUUUCUAUAAGCCCAACCUUGCUAGUGAAUAUCCGGUUGUGGAUGGCAAGCUUUCUCAAACAUGCUACCUCAUGGCCCUUGAUUCCUGCUACAAAACAUUCUGUGCAAAGUAUGAGAAAUCAACAGGCAAACAAUUCUCUCUUUCUGAUGCUGCCUAUUUUGUAUUCCAUUCUCCUUAUAACAAGCUUGUACAGAAAAGCUUUGCUCGGUUGGUGUUCAAUGACUCUGUGAGGAAAGCAAGCUCAAUUGAUGAGGGUGCAAAAGAGAAACUGGCACCGUUUUCAACUUUAUCUGGUGAUGAAAGCUACCAAAGCCGGGAUCUUGAGAAGGUAUCCCAACAAGUUGCGAAGCCUCUGUUUGAAGCAAAGGUGCAACCAACUACUUUGAUACCCAAGCAAGUUGGCAACAUGUAUACCGCAUCUCUCUAUGCAGCAUUUGCAUCCCUUCUUCACAAUAAAAAUAGUGAAUUGGCAGGCAAGCGGGUUAUACUGUUCUCAUAUGGAAGUGGUUUGACAGCCACGAUGUUCUCAUUGCAACUACAUGAAGGUCAACAACCGUUUAGCUUGUCAAACAUUGCCACUGUGAUGAAUGUUCCUACAAAGUUGAAGUCAAGGCAUGAGUUUUCUCCCGAGAAAUUUGUCGAAACUAUGCACCUAAUGGAGCACAGGUACGGAGCAAAAGACUUUGUGACAAGCAAGGAUUGUAGUCUUUUGGCUCCAGGAACAUACUAUCUUACAGAAGUCGACUACAUGUACCGAAGAUUUUAUGCCAAGAAGCCCAUAGACGGCGCUAUUGAGAAUUGUUCGCUCCCCAAUGGUCACUGAUCCUAGUGAACCAGCUACAGUUGUCAUCAGCCAGGAAUCCGGCUCUUAGCUUUUAGAUGUUGUUAUCAAGCGCAAAGAAGAAUAUUCAUGCUUCCUCAAGUUUGUAUUUUAAAGCAAAAAGGUCGUUCAUCAGCAAGCAGGUGUUCUCAGUUUAUUUUUUUGGUUAUCUUUUAGUUCGUUCAUCAGCAAGCAAAUAGCUCGCUUACCUGGCCUCUGUAGCCUUAUUUGUAAUUUCAUUUUCGUUCUUUUUA